AUCGAAUAAAAAUAUGAUAAAAGGACAAACAAUCGAAUAAGCAGACGCUGACAGUGAAGCUUGAAAUCUAACGCGUGUCAGAAAGUGAAAUCGAAAGUCCCAGAUGUUUCUAGUCCCACGACCUUUCUCUUCUUCCCCAUUUCUUGAAAUUGGAAUCUCUUCUUCGUUGCCUGUAUUUAUAUCUCGAAGCCUUAUGCUGUUAGCUCGUGGUCCACUUUCCCUUCUCCUUCAAACUUCUUCGUCGCCGUCAACAAAUCCUCUGAUUUUCCCGAGAAAGUUCGAUUCUAUAAGCUUUUUGCGUGAUCCUACAAUGUCUUCGGAGACGGAUUCCUCUGAGAUCUCGUCUAUGUUCGAGAGCCUCCUACGCCAAGAAGGUGGUUUCUCUCUCUUCUUGUCCUUCAUGUUAGGGUUGACCCGAGAACCCGACCCGACAGGAGACAGGACGGUCCUGAUCGACCCCUCCACACGAACCGUGCUCAUUGUAAGGUCGCAGUCAAGUCUGGACGCGUUCCUAAACGGCGUCGUUCGGGGGAAACGGGGGAGACUGCCGGCGUUGAAAUCGGCGGUGGAGGGAAUGCCACGUGUCGAGAUCAAGGGGAAGGAGGAGGGUAGUUGCGCGGUAUGUCUGGAGGAGUGGUCGGCAGGUGACGUGGCGGCGGAGAUGCCGUGUAAGCACAGGUUUCAUUCCAAGUGUGUGGAAGAGUGGUUGGGUAUUCAUGGGACGUGUCCUGUCUGUAGAUAUGAGAUGCCUGUGGAAGAAAAAGAAGAAACUGAUAAGAAGUUCGAGAUUUUGUUUAGAAUCGCCAUUAAUGGCGGCGGAAGAAGAAUCCGUGAAGGAGAAGAACGAGACGCUGGAGGUGAAACUGAUUCAGAGCCAACUACAGGAACAGAGGUUGUUUAGUUCGGAGAAAAAAAAUCGGCUCUUUUUUAAUUUAUUUUUGUGGUUUUUUUUAGCUUUGCAGAUUGUAAAUUGGGUAUCUUUUCCUUUAAUAUUCCUCGGAAAGUUUAAUGAAAUCCCAUAUUUUGGACUGAUCAA
Molecule: messenger RNA, 1036 nt
Organism: Tarenaya hassleriana
Lineage: Eukaryota; Viridiplantae; Streptophyta; Magnoliopsida; Brassicales; Cleomaceae
Product: E3 ubiquitin-protein ligase RING1-like
Exons: 1
Coding region: 104-901 (265 amino acids)
Biological process (GO): protein ubiquitination
Cellular component (GO): cytoplasm
Molecular function (GO): ubiquitin protein ligase activity
Source: RefSeq, a predicted model, not a curated record